CAUGAGCGACGAGGAAGUGAGCGAGGCGGUGGUGAUGGCGGAGGCGCCGCCGGUCAAGAAGAAGAGCGUCAAGAUCGCCGCCGCUGCCAUCGCCAGCGACGAGGCAGCGGAUCCCAGCGGCGCCGUCAAUGUGGGCGGCGAUCGCAAGGCCAAGAAGGUCAUCGUGGCCAUCGACGAGAGCCAAGAAAGCAUCCGAGCUCUCCGCUAUGCUCUCGACACUGUCGUCCAGCCCGGGGAUGGGCUUGUGCUGCUACACUCGCAGUUCAUGCCCCAUAGCUACGUUGGUCCCGGCGGCCCAGGCUUCUACAUCACUCCCGACUUGGUGGCCGCCACAAGGAAGCACCAGGAGAACUCAAGCAAGGUCUUGCUCGACAAAGCCAAGAGGAUUUGCGGCGAUGCCAAUGUCCACCACCCAGAGCUUCUGAUGGCUACUGGAGAUCCUCGCGACAGUAUCUGCGACGCCGUGGAAAAGAUCCAUGCCGACUUGCUGGUGAUGGGAAGCCGCGGUCACGGAGCCAUCAAACGGACUUUUCUUGGCAGUGUGAGCGACUAUUGUACUCACAACGCGAAAUGCCCGGUUUUGAUCGUCCGAAAGUGAGCCAAAGUGGAUGGCUUUGUUUUUCUUUCUUUCGUGUAUAUAUACGGUAUGGAUCUGCAAGUUCUCUCGUUUCCUUA
Selaginella moellendorffii is the source of this 675-nucleotide messenger RNA. Its product is annotated as universal stress protein PHOS34. The transcript has 4 exons. NCBI's taxonomy places the organism in Eukaryota, Viridiplantae, Streptophyta, Lycopodiopsida, Selaginellales, Selaginellaceae. The coding region runs from base 2 to 598 and encodes 198 amino acids. The record is from RefSeq and is a predicted model, not a curated record.